Messenger RNA from Trypanosoma rangeli, 1242 nucleotides. Its product is annotated as acyl-CoA dehydrogenase. Gene Ontology annotation, molecular function: fatty-acyl-CoA binding; flavin adenine dinucleotide binding; glutaryl-CoA dehydrogenase activity. Gene Ontology annotation, biological process: fatty acid beta-oxidation using acyl-CoA dehydrogenase; fatty-acyl-CoA biosynthetic process. Bases 1 to 1242 code for a protein of 413 amino acids. The transcript has a single exon. Lineage: Eukaryota; Euglenozoa; Kinetoplastea; Trypanosomatida; Trypanosomatidae. The record is from RefSeq and is a predicted model, not a curated record.
AUGUUCCCCCGCUUCUUCUGCAAGAGGCCCAGUGUCAUUGGCGCCAGCUGCCACGGCUCACGCUUGCCCUGCUACGCCGCCUACGUCGACGGCGACCCGCUGCUGAUGAAUGAGCAGCUGUCAAACAGUGAGGUGGAGAUUCAGCGCGUGGUGCGGGAGUUCUGCAAGAAAAACCUCUUCCCACGUGUGAUAGACGCCUACCGCAACGAGCGCGAGGACCGUGAAAUUUUCCGUGAGCUGGGGGCAUUGGGGUUGCUGGGGCCUACCAUUGACGGCUACGGCUGCGCUGGCGCCAGCUCCGUCGCCGCAGGCCUCAUCUCGCGUGAGAUUGAGGCCAUCGACAGCGGUUACCGCUCGGCCUGGUCUGUGCAGUCCUCCCUUGUGAUGCACUCGAUUUACGCCUUUGGAAGCGAUGCACAGAAGGAACGGUUUUUGCCGAAGCUGGCGAGUGGGGAACUUAUUGGCUGUUUCGGGCUCACGGAGCUGAACGCGGGGCUGGACCCGAUGUCUAUGACGACACGGGCGCGGAAGGUGGCGGGGGGGUACAGCCUCAGGGGGCGCAAGAUGUGGAUCACCUCCGCACCGCUUGCCGACGUUGCCGUCGUGUGGGCAAAAGUUAACGACACAAAUGAUAUUGCAGGGUUUAUCGUGGAGCGAAACUUUGAGGGGUUUCUUACGGAGCAAAUUGAGGGCAAACUCUCCCUGCGUACCAGCUGCAUCGGCAUGAUUGAGCUGGACAACUGCAUUGUGCCGGAGGAGAACGCCUUACUGCACGCCACCGGUCUGAAGGCCCUCUUUGACUGUCUCAGCAGCGCCCGGUAUGGCGUCGCGUGGGGGGUGCUAGGUGCCGCUGAGACAUGUUUUAACAUAUCGCGGGACUACAGUCUGGAACGCAAACAGUUUGGCAAGCCACUCGCGUCCACGCAGCUUGUGCAGGCUAAGUUGGCGGAUGCAGUGACGGAGAUUACGCUGGGGACGCAAAGUUGCCUGCGUGCGGGGCGGUUGAAGGACGAAGGAAAGCUGUCUCACCAGGUGAUAUCCAUGUUGAAACGCAACAACACGCGUAAGGCCAUAGAAGUUGCGCGGGCAAUGCGAGACAUUUUGGGUGAGAACGGCAUUGCGGAUGAAUACCACGUCAUGCGGCACGUGUGCAACCUCGAGACUGUAUUGACGUCCGAAGGCACGUACGACAUCCAUGGACUCGCUUUGGGGCGCGCCAUCACCGGCAUGAGUGCUUUUUGA